ACGUCAUCGACUUGCUGAUAAUCAACUCCCAAGCUUUGAUAAAAACUCACAUUUUUGGCACAGAGUAAGAGAGUGUAUUUUCAUGCAUUUCUGGUACACAUCCAGGAAAUUAAAGUUAAUUGUUAAUGUACUAUUAUUGCAAAUUAAUUCUGAGUUCAUCUGAGAAAUCUAUUCCUCUUCAUGAACGGUGUAUUACAGUUUUCUGUCAUCUGAAACUUGGAUGAAGAUUCAACAAUGCGAUUCAGCAGUGUCUUGUAGUUAUACUAGACUAGAUCUUCAGUCAAUCAACCAAUAUCUUUCGUUUCCUUAGUUAGGUUUUGUGCAUCAGAGUUUGAGUGAAAAUGUCUUUCAUAGAUAAAGUUAACACUCUUUACCAAAAAUUUAAUUUAGGACACUUGAAUAACUCCAACGAUGAACCUAUAGCAGUAGAAUUAAUUCAACAUUCAAAAGAAUUACGUAAUGAACAAGAGCAGUGUAAAUUUUUACAUGAUGCUUUACGAUUAUACGAGGACCAUUAUGGCCCUAACCAUUUGGAAGUAGCUGACAUUUCGUCCUAUUUAGGUCUUGUUCAUACUCAUUUAGGAAACUACCAUGAAAGUAAAGAACUACUUGAAAAUGCGCUUAUUGUUUUUGACGGUAGCCCAGAUGUUGAUGAAAUUAAACCUGCUGAAACUUUAGUUAGAUUAGGAAUCACACAUGUGCUUUUAGGCAAAAGCGAACAAGCAGUAGAGAUUUUAGCAAAGGCUUUACCAAUUAUUGAGAAAUAUUUUACACCUGAUGACCUUAAAGUUGCAGAAGUUCUGUUUGAUUUAGGAGUAGCUCUCGGGGAUUUAGGAAAUAACGAGAAGCAAGUUGAACUUUUGGAACAAGCUUUGCCUGUAAUACAGAAGAAAUAUGGAGAUGAACAUUUUGAGUUAGCUACAAAAUUAGCAGCUUUGGCAGCUGGCUAUAUGUACUUGAAAAAUGAGAUUAAAGCAAAAGAACUUGUAGAUCGUGCACUGCCAAUUAUCCAGAAGCACUAUGACAGUAAUAAUUUCGAAGUUGGAGAACCUUUCGCAAAUUUAGGUGUUGUGUAUGGAGCAUUAGGAGAAAAGGAUCUAGAAAUAGAGCUAUUAGAAAAGGCUUUGCACUGCUUCCAAAUACAAUAUGGUGAAGAACAUGUUAAAGUUGCAAUCACUCUUACGAAUUUGGCAUUUACUUACGGUGCUAAAGGCGAUCGCAAUAAAGAAAAAGAUUUACACGAAAAAGCACUACAAAUUAACGAAACAGUUUAUGGAUCGGACCACAAUGAAGUCGCUAAAUCUUUAUUGAAUUUAGGCAAGGUUUACGGCGCUCUUGAAGAAUAUGAAAAAAUGAAAAACUUACUUGAACGAGCCUUACCAAUAUUAGAAUGUACUCAUAGUUCUGAGACUCUUGAAUUAUGUGAAGCAAUGAUAUGGCUAGCCUCAGCUUACAGAGACAGAAAUGAUCGUCGAACUGAAAAGGAACUUCUUCAGUGUGCUAUGCCUAUGCUUAUUAAAUAUUAUGGUCGGAAACAUAUUGUGGUUGCAGAGGCAAUGGCAGAUUUAGGUUUUGCGAUUGGUGCAUUAGGUGAUUACAACAAGCAAUUCGAAUUGUUAACAAAAGCUCUUCCAGUUAUUGAAGAACAUUAUGGAUCGGGAAAUGAUGCUGUGGAAGUUAUCCGAGAGGCUCUAAAGCCAUUGAAUAAAGACGCUCAUCGACAACCAAUUUGGAAAGAAUUGUGUCUCCUUAUGUAAAUAUUAAAAAAAAAUACGACGCUCUGUCUUUUAGGUAAUGUAUUAUUAAUAGUUAAUUAUGUCUCACCUGCUUUACUGCUGAACUUCUUCUGUAAAUGAAGCAAAAUAUCAUUUUCAAAUCUAAAUGAUAUAAAUCUUACCAAACAAAAAUAUAAUUAUUUCAUCCUUACUAUCGGAAACAAAAAUAAACAAAAUCAAAGCAAAAAUAAACAAAAUUAAAGCAAAAAUAAACAAAAUUAAAGCAAAAAUAAACAAAAAUAAAGAAAAUCAAAGCAAAAAUAAAUAAAAUCAACCUUAGAUUAGAAUUUUCUUCGGGGAGAGAGAAUAUUCACUAAAUAUAAACGUUUUGGCACAAUUUAGAUCACAAUUUAGGUUACAACGAAAGUAUACGUUUAGAAUUAAUUAUAUUUGAAAUUCACAUUUCUGUCUUGAUAUUUUGAAUAUUAAAGCGAAAUAAACAUGCAUUUAAACCAAUCAAUAAAACACAAAGUAUAACUUAAUUAACAAACAUUUCAUUUCAGAUAGCAUAAGUAUAUACAGCAUUAUAAAAAUAGCAACACAUGAAAGGUAUAAAUAUAUCAAAUUGGACAUUAUGUUUAACAGUUUCAUAUGUCACCCAGACAAACUACGCAUCAUAUAUACGCACUACACAACUAUCUAUAUAUACAUAUAUCUAUACCUACAUAUAUAUUUACACAUAAAAGGAUUCUGAACAAAUUAGAAACAAGGACAGAAAUAACUCAUUAAAAGUCACAAAUUUUUCUAACAUUUCUACUACAUUUUAUUACUUUUGUAUGUAUAUAUACAGGCUGAUACGUGAAUACUGCAUAAACUCACUUUUAAGGGUUAAAACGCUCCUUAAAAUAUAAAGCUCUGCAACCCAUAGUUCUUCAGGAAACACAUUACAAAGAAUCAUUAUGGGAAACAUGGCGGAAAAAAAAGCUGCAUUUUGUAUUGAACAUGAUAAAUACUGAAAGAAAUUAAAGAACUAUUAAUUUGUCUGUGAUGAUGUGCUCGGGAAAGUAUCGGAGCUGACUGUUUAAUUUUAACCAACAAUAUAUGUGCAGAGUCAUUAAGUUAUAGCGAUGUCAGGAAGCUGAAUAAAUCUUCACUGCCUUCGCCGUGUUCGAACUCCAGACCUUCCCCAUACGAGUCGAGCUUGCUUCCAAUUACAACACGAAGGCACACGGAAAGAAGGGAGAAAAACCUCAAGUAUUUCUUCUUUUUAAAGGGGUGCUAGGGUUUAGGAGAACUAGACGUCAAAUCCUGGUUGUGACGAAUUAUUAUUUACCCCCUUUUAGGUCGAGCGUCAUUUGCAGAGUCAUUUAGAAUUUACUGAAGUCAGAAAACUGAAGAAAUUCGCAAUGUUUUCGCCAGGAUUCGAACUCCGGUCAUCCCAAAUACGCGGAAUGACUUUAGCCAAAGAAAUGCCGAUAUCGUUUUUUAAUAAAUGAAUCCCGUCGCCGAGGCGAGAAAAGGGGUAAUGAUUCUAUCUUCUGUACAGAAUGACCCUGGUUCGAAUCCAAGAGAAGGCAUGGAUAUAAAUUGUCAAUACCUAAGUUCUAACGGUGGCCGCUUAGCAGUAGCCUCAUCUAAUAAAAUGACCAUCGCUUCUGGCUUAGUAGUGGCCAAAGCCUAAAAUGGUUAGUGCCAUUAAAAAAAAAAAAAAAAAAAAAAAAAAAA
Messenger RNA from Stegodyphus dumicola, 3440 nucleotides. RefSeq lists its product as uncharacterized. The record is from RefSeq and is a predicted model, not a curated record. Gene Ontology annotation, molecular function: protein binding. NCBI's taxonomy places the organism in Eukaryota, Metazoa, Arthropoda, Arachnida, Araneae, Eresidae.